Gamsiella multidivaricata is the source of this 2740-nucleotide messenger RNA. RefSeq lists its product as uncharacterized. The record is from RefSeq and is a predicted model, not a curated record. Lineage: Eukaryota; Fungi; Mortierellomycota; Mortierellomycetes; Mortierellales; Mortierellaceae. Gene Ontology annotation, cellular component: cytoplasm. Bases 138 to 2600 code for a protein of 820 amino acids. The transcript is spliced from 12 exons. Gene Ontology annotation, biological process: signal transduction; regulation of GTPase activity.
AAAGGCAUGGGGCGUUAUUAUAUCUCCUUUCCUUCAUCUGUUCGUGCGUGCUUGUGUCAUCGUCGUUGUGAUUCCCAUUCAAUCGCUCUAUUGCAUUCCCAUUCCCAUUCUUAUUCCAACACAGCAAAACGACCGAUAUGCUUUCGGGAAGGUCCGCCACAGAGAAGGAGCGACGAGCAGCCAAGACUCAGUCGCUCUAUAUCACCACACCUUCCUCCUUCAACAACAACAGCAACAACAACAGCAACAGCAGCAGUGGCGACACCAACAGCACCCACUCCUCCUUCCUUCCACACACUAACAACAACAAUCAAUUGGGAUACCCAGGACAGCAGCAAUUGACGUUCUCCAACUUCAACAACAAUACCAGUAGCACACCAAAAUCGCCCAGGAAGUCACGGCCCUUCUCAAUGUUAUUCCACCAUCCGCAAGAGGAACUGGCCAAGCAGCAGCAACAACAACAGGAUGGACACCCAGCAGAGUACUACCAGCAAGAGCUAUAUCAACAGCAGCAGACCUUGAACGAGUCUGACGAGGAUGCAUUUGCUGACGGAUAUUCCCUGGCCUCAACCGCUAUCGAUUUUGUGGAGAGCGACCUCAAGGAAGCUGAUUCGGACACCCGCAUGCUCAUUGCACACCUGACUGAUCUCGAUUCCGGUCUGCCUAUUUUGCUGGAGCGGGUCAAACAGAAUCUUCAUUCCUGCAAGGAUCUGGUAUCAUUUCUGAAGAAACGAUCAGUUAUGGAGGCAGAGUACGGGACCAACGUCCUCAAGCUGGCCUCUGGAGUGCGCGACACCUAUCGUCAGCAGGCCGAGGGAGCCAGCACUCAGGCACACUCUAAACAGGGGUCAUACGGAGACUGUUGGUUGCACAUUCUGGAGAUGCACGAACGCUUAGGAAACAAUCGUCUCGAGUUCUCAAGAGAUCUGCAGGUCAUCUCUGAGGAGCUAUCAGCGAUAUACAAAGAAACGGACCGGAGUCGCAAGCAGUUUAAGGAAGCAGGAGCAAAGCAGGAAAGAGUCGUUCAGGAGCAUGAGCAGAAUCUGGAGAAGGCGAAACAAAAGUACGAUACGUUCACGGAAGAGUGGGAGCGUGCAAUUCUUCAAAAGGCGGCCGAUCCAGGGACUCCCAAGAAGACAACCAUGACGAAGGGCAUGAACAUCUUUAGACAGCCAAAGUCUCUGGGUCAGUUGCAUCGACAGGAGGAAGAAGCGAAAGUAAAAGCGACAGCUGCCCAUGAACAAUACAAGUUACAGCUUGCCAAGACAAAUGACACACGACAGCACUACUUUGCUCAUGCCCUACCAAGUAUCUUGAAGAAUUUGAAAGAUACGAUUGACGAGUCAGAUUUGUCCUUACAAUACUACCUAAUGCGCUAUGGCUACAUGUACGAGGACUAUAUGAUGAAGGAUGCAAUCAUCCUGAACCCCAUUAAUGGCAGUGAUAUAGGAUUGCGUGGUCGCAUCGAGUUGGUCAAUAAGGACACGGACUUGCAGGUCUUUAUUCAGGCCUACUCAGCAAAAGCAACCCCUAUUGACAAGUCGGCAGCCCCAUAUAAGGAAUAUCAAAUGUCGGCACAAGCACAGUCGAUAAUCAAUCCAAGGCCCAUCUUUGGAUGCGAUCUCGCGGAACAGUUGAUUAGAGACGAAGCAGACCUGCCCGAGAUUGUUGUCAAGUGUACAGAAGCAAUAGAGCGAUUCGGCAUGGACACGAAAGGAAUCUAUCGCGUAUCUGGAAUAACAUCGGCCACCAACAAGCUGCGAUCUGCAUUUGACCGAGAUUGUUCCGCUGUAGACCUGAGCAGUGAGGAAAAUUGCGGCGAUAUCAACAGUGUUGCCAGUGUGUUGAAAUCGUGGUUCCGUGAGCUGCCUGAACCCUUGUUGACGCGGAAGCUGUACCCCGAGUUUAUCAAGGCGGCUAGCAUUGAGGACCCGGGGUUGCAACUGAUGAACUUGCACCAGGUCACGAAUCAGCUUCCUGACCCUAACUAUGCAACGCUCAAGUUCUUAAUGUGCCAUUUGAAUCGCGUGCAAGCCAACCAGUCAGUAAAUAUGAUGGGAUCUUCGAAUCUGGGACUCAUUUUUGGACCUACACUGACUAGCACCAGCGGUGCCGGAGAUGCAGUCAACGACCUCGCGGAUAUGGGCUUGCAGUGCAGGGUGAUUGAGACGCUCUUAACUAACUAUGGGGCAAUUUUCGAUUUCGAUGAGGAGGAUGAGGAGCAGGAGGGUAUGGACCAGUUUACGGAAGGGUUCCCAGAGUCAAAUCCACAUGACAUGCAGCAAUACAACAAUUAUGAGGAUCAUGGAUACAUUGACGAGCACGAUGAACACCUGCAUGGGCAUCCACACUCACAGCAAUAUCAUCAAGUGCACCAGAUGCAGCCUCUACAAUUUGACGAAUAUGGCAUCCCAAUCAACGGCCAGAGUACAUAUGACUAUGGUUAUGUUGGUGAUCGAAUGGUACCAGUAGCAGAGGAAGCUGAGGACAUUGAGGGUAACGAGGCAAUUGUGCCCCGGGAACAUUUUGGAUAUGGAGCUGGCUCCAGUGCGUUUGAGCACGACAGGUCGUCGCUCCAUUUGCAAUCAGCACAACCAUGAGAUGUCGUUGGGGACAGAUAGCAUUCCCUCCUCCCUCCCAACGUCUUUGAAUAAAAAGGAUCUCUGCAAAUGGGACGCGUUUGUGGCUUUGUCACUAAGCUGGCGAGAAGAGCAGGCAACCGUGAUGUGUACAGCGCGCU